This is a messenger RNA of Adineta ricciae, 1155 nucleotides long. The record is from the annotation of a GenBank genome assembly. Lineage: Eukaryota; Metazoa; Rotifera; Eurotatoria; Adinetida; Adinetidae.
AUGCUAACUUCAAUGAAUCCAAUCUUUGCCAAUACGACCGGUAUGGACAAAAGUGUCCUUCGUCGGUAUUUAGAACUACCGCAACCAGAUAAUAAGAUUAUGGCAACUUAUGUUUGGAUUGAUGGCACAGGAGAAAAUCUUCGAGGUAAAACUCGAACAGUUGAUCAUGAACCAAAAUCACCAGAAGAUUUACCAUGGUGGAAUUUCGAUGGUUCAUCUACUGAUCAAGCCGAAGGUUCAAACUCUGAUGUUUACCUUAAGCCAGUUGCCAUUUUUAAUGAUCCAUUCAUGCUCGGACGAAACAAACUUAUUAUGUGUGAAACAUAUAAAUAUAACAAAGAACCAACAGCAUCAAACAAACGAAUCGAGUGUGAGGCAGCAAUGAAAGCUGCGGCUAAUCAACAUCCAUGGUUUGGCAUGGAACAAGAAUAUACACUUCUCGAUCGUGAUGGUUGGCCAUUUGGUUGGCCCAAAGGUGGCUUUCCACACCCACAAGGCCCAUACUAUUGUGGUGUCGGUGCAUCACAAGCACUUGGUCGAGAUAUUGAAGAAGCUCACUAUAAAGCAUGUCUGUAUGCUGGCAUUAAUAUUAGUGGAACUAAUGCCGAAGUUAUGCCUGCCCAAUGGGAGUAUCAAGUUGGACCGUGUGAAGGCAUUGCUGCUGGUGAUCAACUUUGGAUGUCGCGAUAUUUAUUACUUCGCAUUGCAGAGGAAUUUGGUGUGCAAGUGAGUUUCCAUCCAAAGCCUGUUGCAGGUGACUGGAACGGCGCCGGAUGUCAUACGAACUUUUCAACAAAAGCGAUGCGAGAUGCAAACGGUAUCGGAGCUAUUGAUACCGCAAUCACACAAUUGAAAGCUCGUCAUAAAACACAUAUCAGUGUUUAUGGUCGAGACAAUGACCGACGGUUGACUGGUCGACAUGAAACAGCCAAUAUUAAUCAAUUCAAUGCUGGUAUUGCUAAUCGUGGCGCAUCUGUACGAAUACCUCGGCAAGUUGGCGAAGAGAAAUGUGGUUAUUUAGAAGACCGUCGACCAGCAUCCAAUUGUGAUCCAUACGCUGUUACCAACAUCAUUGUUCGUACUGUAUGUCUUGGUGAAAAAGAUACCGAUGAGCUUCGUUAUACUUCAAAGAAAGCUAUUACGGAUAAAGAAUAA